CAUUUUCCUCUGCCUCUCUCCGGACAGCUGGCGUGGCCACCUCGCAGGGCUGCUUCUAGGGACACGAGACUCGGGAGGGUCAGAGACUUUCAGGCCGGGCCUUCACUCCCUUCCCCCGGGCACUUGGGCAAGAGUUCCAGCUCCUGGCUACCUCUGGCCCGCACGUGAGUUCAGACACCCAGCACACGCGACCCGCGCAGGGAAACCCCGGGAAGCUGCGCGCAAUCGCUGGGGACUCGCCGGGGCUCCAGUUCCCAAGCUCCGCGCCCCCUGCGCCCAAAGAGGCAGGGCCGCCGGAGUGGAGGAGGCGAGCGCGGGGCUGGCCCGGGAGCCGCCCCCGGGGAGGGACUGAGACCUGCCCCAGGAGUCGAGGGCGAGCGGCGGACCCGGCUGGGCCCUGUGCGCCCCGAGGGGAGGGAGCCACCGCCACCGCCGCUGCCUCCGCGUGCUCAGCCUGUCCCCGCCCAAGGAGCCGGAGCCUCCAACUAACUCCGCCCGCCGCUCCGCCGCCCGCAGGCUUCGGCUUCCGUCCCGGACAGAGCCCGUGGCCGCGCAGGUUCUGAAUGAUGACUGACGCGGGUUUGGGUGAUACCCCUCACAGUCCCUGUCAUUCCGGAGUGAUAAGGCACCCGCGCGUCUAGCCCCAGCGCCAGGGCACGCGAGCGGCGCUGGAGGGAGGAAAGCUUCCGCCUGCGGGCCGGACAAAAGUCCCGCCUGCCCACGGCUUUCUGCCCGCCGUUCGUGACCGAGACGCCUCGCCGCGGCCAGCUCGCUGCUCUCGCGGGCGGAUGGUGUGUGGCCGCCGCAGGACGCCCGCCGCGCCCGGGCCAUGAAGUAGCGGCUGCUGGCGGCCCCGCUGCCCAACCGCCGGCCCCAGCCCCGCGCUGCGCUGCCGGGUCCUCUCCCCGCGGGGUCGGAUCGGCGUGGACAUGGCUGGCCGCGUCCCCAGCCUGCUUGUUCUCCUUGUUUUCCCAAGCAGCUGCUUGGCUUUCCGAAGCCCACUUUCUGUCUUUAAGAGGUUUAAAGAAACUACCAGACCAUUUUCCAAUGAAUGUCUUGGUACCACCAGACCGGUAAUUCCUAUUGAUGCAUCAGAUUUUGCAUUGGAUAUUCGCAUGCCUGGGGUUACACCUAAACAGUCUGAUACAUACUUCUGCAUGUCUAUGCGAAUACCAGUGGAUGAGGAAGCCUUCGUGAUUGACUUCAAGCCUCGAGCCAGCAUGGAUACUGUCCAUCAUAUGUUACUUUUUGGAUGCAAUAUGCCUUCAUCCACUGGAAGUUACUGGUUUUGUGAUGAGGGAACCUGUACAGAUAAAGCCAAUAUUCUGUAUGCCUGGGCAAGAAAUGCUCCCCCUACCCGGCUCCCCAAAGGUGUUGGAUUCAGAGUUGGAGGAGAGACCGGAAAUAAAUACUUUGUACUACAGGUACACUAUGGGGAUAUUAGUGCUUUUAGAGAUAAUCACAAGGACUGUUCUGGUGUGUCCUUACACCUCACACGUCUGCCACAGCCUUUAAUUGCUGGCAUGUACCUUAUGAUGUCUGUUGACACUGUUAUCCCAGCAGGAGAAAAAGUGGUGAAUUCUGACAUUUCAUGCCAUUAUAAAAAUUAUCCAAUGCAUGUCUUUGCCUAUAGAGUUCACACUCACCAUUUAGGUAAGGUAGUAAGUGGAUACAGAGUAAGAAAUGGACAGUGGACACUGAUUGGACGGCAGAGCCCUCAGCUGCCACAGGCUUUCUACCCUGUGGAGCACCCAGUUGAUGUAAGUUUUGGUGACCUCCUGGCUGCAAGAUGUGUAUUCACUGGUGAAGGAAGGACAGAAGCCACACACAUUGGUGGCACGUCUAGUGAUGAAAUGUGCAACUUAUACAUUAUGUAUUACAUGGAAGCCAAGCAUGCAGUUUCUUUCAUGACCUGUACCCAGAAUGUAGCUCCAGAUAUGUUCAGAACCGUACCACCAGAGGCCAACAUUCCAAUUCCCGUGAAGUCUGAUGUGGUUAUGAUGCAUGAACAUCAUAAAGAAACAGAAUAUAAAGAUAAGAUUCCUUUACUACUUCAGCCAAAACGAGAAGAAGAAGAAGUGUUAGACCAGGGUGAUUUCUAUUCACUACUUUCCAAGCUGCUAGGAGAAAGGGAAGAUGUUGUUCAUGUGCACAAAUAUAAUCCUACAGAAAAGGCAGAAUCAGAGUCAGACCUGGUAGCUGAGAUUGCAAAUGUAGUCCAAAAAAAGGAUCUUGGUCGGUCUGAUGCCAGAGAGGGUGCAGAACAUGAGAGGGGUAAUGCUAUUCUUGUCAGAGACAGAAUUCACAAAUUCCACAGACUAGUAUCUACCUUGAGGCCACCAGAGAGCAGAGUUUUCUCAUUACAGCAGCCCCCACCUGGUGAAGGCACCUGGGAACCAGAACACACAGGAGCUAGAAGAGAAGAUAUGAAAUGUUUCCAAUGCAAAGAAAUGAUAAGUGCUCAAGAUUUCCACAUGGAAGAGGCACUGGAUUGGCUUGGAGUAGACUUGUUGCCAGGCCAGGUUUCUGGGGUGGCUCUAGACCCUAAGAAUAACCUGGUGAUUUUCCACAGAGGUGACCAUGUCUGGGAUGGAAACUCGUUUGACAGCAAGUUUGUUUACCAGCACAUAGGACUUGGACCAAUUGAAGAAGCCACUAUUCUUGUCAUAGAUCCAAAUAAUGCUGCGGUACUCCAGUCCAGUGGAAAAAAUCUGUUUUACUUGCCACAUGGCUUGAGUAUAGAUAAAGAUGGGAAUUAUUGGGUCACAGACGUGGCUCUCCAUCAGGUGUUCAAACUGGAUCCAAACAAUAAAGAAGACCCUAUAUUAAUCCUGGGAAGGAGAAUGCAACCAGGCAGUGACCAGAACCACUUCUGUCAACCUACUGAUGUGGCUGUGGAUCCAGGCACUGGAGCCAUUUAUGUAUCAGAUGGUUACUGCAACAGCAGGAUUGUGCAGUUUUCACCAAGUGGAAAGUUCAUCACACAGUGGGGAGAAGAGUCUUCAGAGAGCAGUCCUCUGCCAGGCCAGUUCACUGUUCCUCACAGCUUGGCUCUUGUGCCUCCUUUGGGCCAAUUAUGUGUGGCAGACCGGGAAAAUGGUCGGAUCCAGUGUUUUAAAACUGACACCAAAGAAUUUGUGAGAGAGAUUAAGCAUUCAUCAUUUGGAAGAAAUGUAUUUGCAAUUUCAUAUAUACCAGGCUUGCUCUUUGCGGUGAAUGGGAAGCCUCAUUUUGGGGACCAAGAACCUGUACAAGGAUUUGUGAUGAACUUUUCCAAUGGGGAAAUUAUAGACAUCUUCAAGCCAGUGCGCAAGCACUUUGAUAUGCCUCAUGAUAUUGUUGCAUCUGAAGAUGGGACUGUGUACAUCGGAGAUGCUCAUACCAACACCGUGUGGAAGUUCACCUUGACUGAGAAAAUGGAACAUCGAUCAGUUAAAAAGGCUGGCAUUGAGGUCCAGGAAAUCAAAGAAGCCGAGGCAGUUGUUGAAACCAAAAUGGAGAACAAACCCACCUCCUCAGAAUUGCAGAAGAUGCAAGAGAAACAGAAACUGAUCAAAGAGCCAGGCUCGGGAGUGCCUGUUGUUCUCAUUACAACCCUUCUGGUUAUUCCGGUGGUUGUCCUGCUGGCCAUUGCCAUAUUUAUUCGGUGGAAAAAAUCAAGGGCCUUUGGAGAUUCUGAACACAAACUCGAGACAAGUUCAGGAAGAGUACUGGGAAGAUUUAGAGGAAAGGGAAGUGGAGGCUUAAACCUUGGUAAUUUCUUUGCAAGCCGUAAGGGCUAUAGUCGAAAAGGGUUUGACCGGCUUAGCACUGAGGGCAGUGACCAAGAGAAAGAGGAUGAUGGAAGUGAAUCAGAAGAGGAGUAUUCAGCACCUCUGCCUGCACUCGCACCUUCCUCCUCCUGAAAACCAAGCUUUGAUUUAGAUUGAGUAAGAUUUACCCAGAAUGUCAGAUUACUUUCCCUUCAGCACAUUUAAAGUUCUGUGUAUUUAAUUGUAAACUGUACUAGUCUAUGUGGGACUGUACACACUUUAUUUACUUCGUUUUGGUUAAGUUGGCUUCUGUUUCUAGUUGAGGAGUUUCCUAAAAGUUCAUAACAGUGCCAUUGUCUUUAUAUGAACAUAGGCUAGAGAAACAGUCCUCUUUUCCCAUCAUAGUUCUAAUCUAACUAUGGAAGAUUUGCCCAUUUACACUUCUGAGACUUUUUGGUGGAUGUAAAUAACCCCAUUCUUUGCUUGAACACAGUAUUUUCCCAAUAGCACUUUCAUUGCCAGUGUCUUUCUCUGGUGCCUUUCCUGUUCAGCAUUCUCAGCCUGUGGCAGUAAAGAGAAACUUUGUGCUACAUGAUGACAAAGCUGCUAAAUCUCCUAUUUUUUUAAAAUCACUAACAUUAUAUUGCAAUGAGGGAAAUAAAAAGUCUCUAUUUAAAUUCUUUUUUAAAUUUUCUUCUUCAGUUGGUGUGUUUUUGGGAUGUCUUAUUUUUAGAUGGUUACACUGUUAGAACACUAUUUUCAGAAUCUGGAUGUAAUUUGUGUAAUAAAGUGUUUUCAGAGCAUUA
Symphalangus syndactylus (siamang) is the source of this 4558-nucleotide messenger RNA. It is a transcript of the gene PAM, whose product is annotated as peptidylglycine alpha-amidating monooxygenase. NCBI's taxonomy places the organism in Eukaryota, Metazoa, Chordata, Mammalia, Primates, Hylobatidae. Gene Ontology annotation, biological process: peptide metabolic process. The record is from RefSeq and is a predicted model, not a curated record. Gene Ontology annotation, molecular function: copper ion binding; peptidylglycine monooxygenase activity; protein binding. Gene Ontology annotation, cellular component: membrane; extracellular region.